This is a messenger RNA of Closterium sp. NIES-65, 260 nucleotides long. NCBI's taxonomy places the organism in Eukaryota, Viridiplantae, Streptophyta, Zygnematophyceae, Desmidiales, Closteriaceae. The record is from the annotation of a GenBank genome assembly.
AUGGCCAGUCCCAAUGUGCUUUCCUUCGAUACUGAGGGUCGAGCAGUCGAUUUUGAGGUCUGGGUCGAUGAUCUGCAGCUUUUCCUGCGGUGCGAUAACAAGGACGAUAUCUCACUGAUCGAUCUCACGUCUGGCGCCUCUGCUGCCCCUGCUGCCGAUGCUGACAGUACUGUUCGCUCACAGUGGACCACACGCGAUGCUGCUGCCCGCCUUGCUGUGCGUAGUCACCUGCCGUCCUCUGAGCUCGCGCACUUUAGUUA